Molecule: messenger RNA, 754 nt
Organism: Lytechinus pictus (painted urchin)
Lineage: Eukaryota; Metazoa; Echinodermata; Echinoidea; Temnopleuroida; Toxopneustidae
Product: zinc finger TRAF-type-containing protein 1-like
Exons: 3
Coding region: 71-739 (222 amino acids)
Cellular component (GO): nucleus
Source: RefSeq, a predicted model, not a curated record
UGUCACCAUGAUGGGAAUGAGGAUUUAGUGUAAAUUGAAAAGUGCGAGAGAAGGUCGUCCCUGUACAACUAUGGCUGAAAUUGCAGAGCAAAUUCCUCAUCAACCAAGUUCGUCUGUUAAUGUUAUCGGAGAAAGUUCCGAAUGUGACGAACCGAUGAAGAAAAAACCAAGGCUAGAGAAACCACCAGAACUCGAGGAAGAAAAUCUGGAAGAUAGACUGAACGAAAUUUUGUGUUGCACCGUCUGUUUGGAUCUGCCAACAUUCACAAUAUAUCAGUGUAACAAUGGACAUUUGAUGUGUGCUGGUUGCUUCACCCAUCUGCUAGCAGACUCGAGACUAAAAGACGAGCAGCCAACAUGUCCCAACUGCCGUUGCGAGAUCAGCAAAAACCUCUGCAGCCGUAACCUGGCUGUGGAGAAGGCCGUCAGUGAGCUUCCAGCCAGCUGCCGAUACUGCACGUGUAAGCUUCCACGAUACUUGCUGGACCAGCACGAAAGACAAGGCUGUACAGAAAGCUCUUUCUUCGGGAUCCCCAACCAUUGUCCUAGCUCCGACCAAGUGGUGGCAGUACAUGUCAGCUACAUGUUUUUCGUGCCCCUGAUGUGCAAACGUUUGCAAGGUUUGGUAACGGGUAAGUAUGGUGUACUCCUCGUACACUCCUCAUGUUGGAAACAUGGCUUCCAGUGCACCUUGCCUUUGAAUGCUGCUUUUUUCCUCUCUCCUCAUUUUCAGAUUUAAUCUUACAAAAAAAAA